AGAGGACGACUCGAACGAAAUCAAUCAAAACAUUCAAUCGCGAGAAGAGACAUUCUGAAAAUUUUCCAUUUUAUUUUAAGUUGUUAACUUUUGAUUUCUUUCGCAAUUUAGUGCUUCUAAUGUAGAAAAUUUGUGUACACUGAAAGUUCUCCACCUCGCUGUUAAACAUCCUCUGCCAAGAUGAUCUUGUCGCAUUUUAUCGAGAAGAUGAGGGUCGGAAAGAAGUACGUGCUGAUGGAUUUGAUCGUUCACCCGGACUGCCAGCGACCGUGGGAUACGGUUGGAGCGGAAAACAAAUUCAUUCCAGCCGAGGUUUGGAAAAUCAUCUACCGGAAGCUGGGUGACAUCUGCCGGAAGCAGUUUGCCGAGCGGGCCAAAUCCGAGGACAGUAGAUGCCAGCUGAACCAGGAGUACGAGUGUCGGUUGGAUGGGAAACCUGGCUAUGUGUUGCGGUACGAGUUUAGGGAUGAGAACGCCCGAUCACAUCUGAAUGUCGUUUUCAAUGAUGAUGAUCAGAAGCUUCACCGGGAGUGCUUGGUGGUCCACAUCUCGGAUGCAACGAAAGAUUUGCUCCGGGAGCUGGAAGAGAAGAAGAAGCUCAUCGAAAGGUUACAGAAGGAGAACAAAAAACUGAAGGAAAUGCCUUCGCAGAGUCAGGAGUACACACCGGUUCCGGUGAAGAAAUCCGGAUCUUCCGGGUCGAACGCGUCCAUGGAGUACAUUCCGACGGCCAUCAAUGGCAAAUCGCCAGCCUAUUCGUCUAGCUACAAGGCACGGAAAAUCGAAGAGAAUAUCAAGCAGGAACCGGACCCGUACACACCGACUUCCAGCCAGGAUUCCCUACCGGAUAAGGUCGCAUACGUUCCGAGAAGUCUGAGCACUCCGACCAGGUCGGAUACAAAUCUGAAACCAUCGAAUUCUAACUCCCUGGAAGGUUCCACCAUUGGCAAGAGGCGUCGCCGUGAGAAGGACAUGAAAUUGUUCGGGACCGACGACGAGGAAGAAGAAGAACCACCCAAAGUAGAGCCCACCCUCAAUCGUAGCGACGAGGAUAUGUUCAGUCCCGAACGGUCCCCACUACUGCAGGAUAUCAUAUCCAACAGCACCGACGAGCUGACGGGGGCUACGACAGUUGGCAGCAGUGCCAAAACCGAAAGCACCGAGGACUGCAAGCGCACGCAACUACCGCGGAAAACUAAAACCGGAGUCUGCUACAGUGGAUUGAUGAGCUCCGGCGAAUAUACUGCUUCCCCACCAACGUCGUCAUCAUCCUCAAGCGCGGCCAAACGGCGCCGGAAGGACGACGAGGAGUACGCACCCACGGGGAGCUCCUCCAAAUCGAUUGAAGGCUGGUUGAAAAAGUCCAGUCGGAAUAAGUCGGAUGAAAAUUCCUCCAAGGAUAAGGAUCAGGAUAAGCGCCGGAAGGGAAAGAAGGACAAGGAGAAAGAAGAACCCCCAGCGGAUGCGGCGGUGGCGGCUGCUGCUGCUGCCGAAGUCGUUCCACUUCAAGUCGAUCACGAAAAGCUGAAGGAGGAAGAGGAAAACAUGCGCAAAACGAUCGCCGGCUUGGAACAGCUGAACAAGAUGUUUCCCGAGGAUAAGUCCUUGCUGGAUAUUCCCAUUUUAAACUGCCAUAAGCUGUCUGCCGACGAAAUCGAGGCUACAUUCCACAACCAUCGAGACGCUUUGAGGUGCAUCUACGAUGAAUACAAGAAUAAAACGGAAGUCGAACUGCGCGAUUCCGAACUGUGCAACUACACCGAAGUAAUAAGUGUCCUCACCGACGAUCAAGCCUACGCCAUGAUAAGGUGCCUUGAGCAGGAACUGACUCCGGAAGACGAGCGUGGAAUGUACACGGAUUUUUUCGCCUCGACGCUGGUCAUGGAGUGGGGCCUGCGAGUUUGGAUGGAUUUGCAUCGAUUUGACGAUCGAAUAAAAGCGCUCGAACGCAUCAAACUCCAAGAGGAGGCCAAUCCCAUGGAUCUGACGCCGACUACUCUAAACUCGAUGAUGGGCACCAGUCGAACCCGGAAACGAUGAGACUGAGAGCAUUUAUUAGUAGCAACGCUGUCUCGAAAUCAACGUUGAUGUUCUAUUUUAUUACAGUAAGAUUUUUCUCGAUUCGUUGGAAUAAAAUGUUUUUUUGAAUUAUCGUUUAUUAGAA
Molecule: messenger RNA, 2164 nt
Organism: Aedes albopictus (Asian tiger mosquito)
Lineage: Eukaryota; Metazoa; Arthropoda; Insecta; Diptera; Culicidae
Product: general transcriptional corepressor trfA-like
Exons: 5
Coding region: 181-2040 (619 amino acids)
Source: RefSeq, a predicted model, not a curated record